UUGGAAUUCUCGAUACACUUUUGUUUGGCGUGCCAUAACUUCACGUACGUCAUACGUUGCGAAGCAGGAAAUUGAGUCUUUCUGAAAUUCUCACGGAAGAAAACCAAAUUACAUGGUGAAAAUGGUAAAGACAAAUUUAGUAUUUUCGACUGUUACAUUGAUCACAUUUCUUGGUCUUGCCAAAGGAACAAUAAUAUCUCCACCUGAUGGUCAAAAAUUUGUAUUUUUGCCUGGAUCUUCUCACAAUAUAACUUGGACAUUAAAUAAGAUUGGAAACUUUCUUUUUCGGAGCUGGACCUUUAGGACAUUUGACACUCCUUCUUCUGCAGCUCAAGUAAUUGUAAGAAUAAUUGAUGAUAAAAAACCACAUUAUCGUACAUCAGUCCUUAAGUCUUUGGGUUUAGAUGUUGAAGUUUUUAAACCUGCAACUCUAAUGUUAAAGAAUGUUACUCAAAGUUACAUUGGUGUUUAUAAAUUUUCUAUCCAUGCUCCUGAUCCCUUUGGCUCAUCUGUUGAAGUGUUUAUUGCAAGUAAGUUGUAUUAAUUAUUUUAAACUUAGCAGCGGGGUUAUCCAAGCCUUUCAUGUAAUCUGAGUAGCUGUAGCAUCGGGCGUAAUUAUACGAUAUAUGACCGCAGUCUGGAAUCCUAUAGCUAAAUACUUGAGCCGUUGAGCGAAGACAAAUACGAAGACUUGUUUUGUUCUGUUUUAAUUUAAAAAAGAAACUAUAGGGUAUCUUUUGAUUUGAAUAAUCUAUGUUAAAGUGUUUGUAUCACAGAUUUUACUACAUUUGAGUAUAGGACAAAAAAAUUAGUUAUUGAUACCACUUUUGAUUUUUGUGGUAUAAAAUUUGAUAUCAAUUGAUCAACUGGUAAUAUCACUAUUAUGUCUCGCCGAACAAAGAACAGUCUAUCCACGCUUACAGAUGUUGAUGUUAAAAGCUUGAUUCUGAAUUUGCCCA
Messenger RNA from Xenia sp. Carnegie-2017, 959 nucleotides. RefSeq lists its product as uncharacterized. The record is from RefSeq and is a predicted model, not a curated record. Lineage: Eukaryota; Metazoa; Cnidaria; Anthozoa; Malacalcyonacea; Xeniidae. The coding region runs from base 113 to 544 and encodes 143 amino acids. The transcript has 3 exons.